GCGGGGCUUGCUAAUUAUAUCACAGGUGUGCCAGUGCGUAGCAGUUUUGGGGUGACAUGUUGACACCACCGUUUGGAUUGAAUUUGGAAGCCUGUAACCGACUAUAAUCGUCUGUGUUCUUGGUGGAAAACUUGUUCAGCUUGCAUUAUACGGACUGCUCCCCCCAUGAAGGCCCUGUUUGUGUUGACAUUAGUCUGUAAGGCCAGCAACUUCAGCACAAACAAACAAAGCCAAACAAGACAGCAGCCUCAUGUGCCUGCUUUGGGCUUCAUCUUUGCAGACAUUGGGAGCUGUCAUUUCACGACACCCUGUGACGUGGGUGAGGCUCAGCCGAUAUGACAGGGGCUGGACAGCAGACGCACUCCUAGGCGAGCUAGCAAUAUUUCUUCAGGUGUUCGACGGGGUUGAGGUCAGGGCUUCGAUCCACAACGUUGACUUUCUCAGACUCCACCUGCAGGCACCUGAUCUUUUCUCAUUGGAAGACUAUCUCUGCAGGAGGAUGGCCUUCUGCCAGUUAGGCCUGGCUCCGAGAGCUGUAGUGUCAACACUGAAAACUGAGGGCCAGAGAGGUGAUAUUCGAGAUACAGUUCAGCCAGACCGUCUCACCCAAGGUGCACAAGUCGUUAGAUGUAAAUCUGGGCUAUCAGUCGGAGGAGCGUCCUCGUUCAGAAAUGGCAGCAGUCAGGACCUUCCGCUGCACUUCCACUGUCCCCUAAUAGAAAGCCUGUUGAGGCCCAAUCAGCAGGUCUGUUCCUGGCUUCGCUGUGAUGUCAACAGCAAAGUGACGGAGAGAGCCGGGCCCUGGAAAAAACCCAGAGAGGAAAUAACUGCUAUUAUGAUUUCUGCGCGUGUCUACGCUCAACAGGGUUGCAGUCGUUCCAGCGGGCAUGAGCGCGUAGCCAUAUGAAGAGGGGGAAGAGAAUGAUCUGACACGAUGCACGUGGAUUGUGAGCAGUAGCUCUCUGCAGGCGCAGACAGACAGCGGAGGGAGUGUGGACUGGGGGAUGGAUGGUCUGAAGCCUAAAGACUGGAGUGGAAACACAGGGAGGAAGGUUAGGAAUGUGUGAUGUUUUCGCCUGCAUAUCCUCAGAUUGAAGCCAGAGCUUGUGGAGAAAAAUUAUGUUUGUGUUUGCAUUUAAAUCACAGACUGUUUGGGUGUGAGCACCAUUUCUUCAGCAUUAUUUCUACUUUUAUAGGACAUGUGGCAAAUGAAAGUAGCAGUAACUGACAGAAAGUAUACAACCAAUUCCCUCGACUUCACUCAGGGUAGAUAAUACUAACAGCAGAGGCUCGUAUGUCCUCUCAGCAUUUACAUAACGUCAGCAUUACCUCGCUCAGUCUGCCCUCUAGUUUUCUGCCUCUCUAACACGACUGUCAAUUUCAGGUGUUCUCUCUUUGUUACUGUCAUCAUUUUAUGUCUUCAAAAUGGCACAUUAAAAUAGUACGCCAUGCAUGGUAAAGAAAUGCUUCAUGU
Molecule: messenger RNA, 1474 nt
Organism: Scatophagus argus
Lineage: Eukaryota; Metazoa; Chordata; Actinopteri; Scatophagidae
Exons: 8
Coding region: 251-907 (218 amino acids)
Source: RefSeq, a predicted model, not a curated record